AAACUGUUGUCAUAUAAUGCAAAGACUCCUACGUUGGCCGAAAUUCUGGAGUCUUUGGUCAAUCCAAAGUGAUCUUCUUGUAGAUUACCGGAAACCCCAAAGCCUUGGAUGCAAAUUUAAAAGAAAAAGAGAGAUUGUUUACUACAAUUUUUCACUUGGAAAAACAAAAUCUGUUCUUUCCCACGUGAGUUGAGAAAACAAAACUUGAGAAUUUUUCUUUGCCCGUGAAGGAAUUGUUUUUUCUGGUGUUUACCUAUGCAGAAACCAGCUAUACAAUGGUAGAAUUUGAGAUGUGUAUAUAAAGGGAAAGGCCUUGAGCUGAAUAUCUACGGCACUUUUCGGUUCCAUUCGAACACAAUUUUGCUUUGAAACUUGUUUAUUUUGAUUCUAUGAUAAGGUCUAGCAAUGGUGCCAUCGAAAAUGGAGAAGAAAUAUGUGUUUCCCAUUGUGAUAAGUUCUCUUGUAUGCGCGUUUAUUCUCUUCACUUCCUUGAACAUGGGGCUUGUUUCUUCGGUUAACAAAAUCAACUCAAUCUUCCCCAUCUCUAUGACUCAAAGGAAAUCGGGAUAUGUUGAAUUGAAGGUCGAGCUAGAUACACCUCGGCCUCCGCCUCCUGGUCCGGCAUUACCUCGUUUUGCUUAUUUGGUUUCCGGUUCAAAAGGUGAUCUGGAAUUGCUUUGGAGAACCCUUCAUGCCCUGUAUCAUCCACGGAAUGAAUAUGUGGUUCAUUUGGACCUUGAGGCGCCUCUAGAGGAAAGAAUGGCACUCGCUUCUCGGAUCGAUAACCAUACCGUUUUCUCUAAAGUCGGGAAUGUUUAUAUGAUCACUAAGGCUAAUAUGGUUACUUACAGAGGGCCAACAAUGGUUGCUAAUACACUCCAUGCUUGUGCCAUUCUUCUUAAGAGAAAUAAAGAUUGGGAUUGGUUUAUCAAUCUCAGUGCAUCAGAUUAUCCUUUAGUGACUCAAGAUGAUCUUAUUUAUACAUUUACGAAUUUAAGCCGGGACCUUAAUUUUAUCGAGCACACAAGCAAUCUUGGUUGGAAAGCGGGUCAAAGAGCUAUGCCUUUGAUUGUAGAUCCUGGACUCUAUUUGUCAACAAAGUCUGAUAUAUAUCCGGCCACACCGCGAAGAGCAUUGCCUACAGCAUUUAAAUUAUUCACCGGUUCGGCAUGGAUGGUUCUGUCUCGUUCAUUCGUAGAAUUCUGUGUUUGGGGUUGGGAUAACCUACCAAGAACACUUCUCAUGUACUACACAAACUUUGUCUCCUCCCCUGAAGGCUACUUUCAGACGGUCGUAUGCAAUGUUCCUGAGUUCGCAAAGACGGUUGUCAACCAUGAUAUGCAUUAUAUUUCGUGGGAUACUCCCCCGAAACAACACCCGCACAUCCUUAACAUUAACGACACGGAUAAGAUUAUUAGAAGUAAUGCACCAUUUGCCCGGAAAUUCAUACAUGAUGAUCCUGUCUUGGAUAAGAUCGAUACGGAUUUGCUUGGCAGGGAAAACAGAAGCUUCACUCCGGGUGCUUGGUGUUCCGGCAAACCGACAUGUUCGGAAGUUGGGGAUUCGAACAAGAUCAGACCGGGUCCAGGAGUUCAAAGGCUUAACCAACUUGUAACUAGGUUAGUUAUGAAAGCUAAUAAUGGUCAAGAUCAGUGUAGAUAGGUCCUAGUGGAGAAGUCCCAUUAAUGAGGCAUAGAACAGAUUAAGCAUUUGUAUCUAAUAGAACUUCAAUAAGAGCACU
Molecule: messenger RNA, 1741 nt
Organism: Hibiscus syriacus
Lineage: Eukaryota; Viridiplantae; Streptophyta; Magnoliopsida; Malvales; Malvaceae
Product: beta-glucuronosyltransferase GlcAT14A-like
Exons: 5
Coding region: 406-1662 (418 amino acids)
Cellular component (GO): membrane
Molecular function (GO): glucuronosyltransferase activity
Source: RefSeq, a predicted model, not a curated record